GAAAUGCACUCGGUUACUCAAUUCAAACAAGGAGGUAUGGUAAUUGAACUAACAACCAAAGAAGCAGCCACUCUCAUUCAUAGCAACACUGACAUCAAAAAUGAACUAACGCGCAACCUCGACCCAGAAGCCACCUUCAGAGAAAGAACCUACUCCCUAAUCAUCCCGUUCAUGCCGGUCAGCUAUGACCCAAGCAACAAAGACAAUAUAAAACAACUAGAGAAAGAAAAUGAAUGGAACAAAGGAGCUAUAUCAACAGCCCAUUGGGUAAAACCAGUCGAGAAACGAUCAAGUACACAAAGAGUCGCACACUUAAUGCUAACCUUCACAGAUCCUCAAACGGCUAACUCAGCGAUAUGCAAAGGUAUCACGGUGGACCAUAUGCUAUUAUGGCCGAAAAAGAACAGACGAGGACCCCUUCACUGUGCAAAAUGUCAACAUUACAGCCACAUAGCACGUGAAUGCAUAGCACACGGAGACACAUGCCCAAACUGCGGCAACAAUCACUGCACCCAAGACUGCUCAACGAAAGACAAACACUUCUGCACAGCAUGCAAUGCAGACGAUCACCCUAGCUGGAGCCAAGACUGCCCUUCUUUCAUUCAGAAAUGCGAAGAUACUGACAAAAGAUACCCGGAUAACACCAUGCCAUACUUCCCCACCAACGAACAAUGGACACAAGUAGCAACCCCGCCCAAACCUCCACCAUACCGCAAACCACCCUCAAACCACACAACAAAUGGGGACCUAAUCCAGCAACACAUCGACAACUACCCACAGAGAAGAAACCCAGCACUGACCAGAGGCACCCCACCAACAAGAGGAGUCCAGCUACCAUCAAGAGGCUUCGCACCAAGUCACGCAACAACACGCCCAAGAUCUGAAUCCGUCGAACCGCACUUCAACCCACCGGAAAUGAUUAACACACCUGAUAACACCGCAGUCCAUCUACAAAUAUGGCAAGAAAACCUCAACACAUCACCAGACACCCAGCACUGUAUCCUCAGUGGCCCACAUACAGCCCGCGACUGGGACGUCAUCGCCAUUCAAGAACCAACUAUAGACUCAAAAGGUAACACGAAAGCCACACCCGACUGGCAUGUAAUAUAUCCAACUCUACGAUACAUGCAAGCGAAAUGGUCAUGUGCCGUAACCCUAGUACAUAAGCGCAUUAACACUAACAGCUGGAGACAGAUCCCCUUCCCAUCAACAGACAUAGUAGUGAUUCAAUUCACAGGAACCUUUGGU
Messenger RNA from Suillus bovinus, 1248 nucleotides. RefSeq lists its product as uncharacterized. The annotation marks the transcript as partial. NCBI's taxonomy places the organism in Eukaryota, Fungi, Basidiomycota, Agaricomycetes, Boletales, Suillaceae. The record is from RefSeq and is a predicted model, not a curated record. The transcript is spliced from 2 exons.